AUGGAGAUGGAAAACUCUUCUGUGAUGAAGAUCGAGGUUGAAAAGUUCGAUGGCAAGAAGGAUUUUGGGCUUUGGCGGAAAAGGAUUGAGACAUUCUUGAUCCAACAUGACCUAGAUCAAGCUUUGCUGAGGGUGGAGAAGAAGCAAAAGAUGACAAGUGAUGAGUGGAAUAGGAUGGAUAAGAAGGCAGGAAGUAUGAUUCUAUUCUCUCUUUUGUGGUACCACAUGAUCGAGGAAACUAUCUCAAUCAGCAUGUGGAAGAAACUCGAUGAGUUGUACAUGGCCAAGAAUGUAGCUACAAACUUGUACCAGAAGCAACAAUUGUAUGGAUUGUGGAUGAAAGGAGGUACAUCACUGUUGGAGCAUUUAAGAAACUAUAACAAGACGGUGAUCCAGUUAGCGCCAAUGGGGUCAAAGAUUGAAGAUGAUGACAAAGUGGACAUGAUAAUCAUAGACAACCCCAGAAUCACUAUGGACGAGGUCAAAGCAAUACUUCUCACGGAGGAAUUUCAAUGGCGACAAGGUGCUGGUGAUGAGUCAGGCUCUGGUGCCGGGUUAAUAGCAGAUCUGUGA
This is a messenger RNA of Asparagus officinalis (garden asparagus), 573 nucleotides long. RefSeq lists its product as uncharacterized. Bases 1 to 573 code for a protein of 190 amino acids. The record is from RefSeq and is a predicted model, not a curated record. Lineage: Eukaryota; Viridiplantae; Streptophyta; Magnoliopsida; Asparagales; Asparagaceae. The transcript is spliced from 2 exons.